Messenger RNA from Nicotiana attenuata, 810 nucleotides. Its product is annotated as glucan endo-1,3-beta-glucosidase 5-like. Gene Ontology annotation, cellular component: plasma membrane. The transcript has a single exon. Bases 1 to 810 code for a protein of 269 amino acids. Gene Ontology annotation, biological process: carbohydrate metabolic process. The record is from RefSeq and is a predicted model, not a curated record. Gene Ontology annotation, molecular function: hydrolase activity, hydrolyzing O-glycosyl compounds. Lineage: Eukaryota; Viridiplantae; Streptophyta; Magnoliopsida; Solanales; Solanaceae.
AUGGACGGUUGCAUCACGUAUAACAAUGUCUUCGAAGCUAAUUAUGAUACCCUCGUUUGGGCUCUCGAGAAAAAUGGUUUUGGUUCGAUGCCUAUAAUCGUAAGAGUCGGUUGGCCUACUGAUGGUGAUGCCAAUGCGAACAUUAAAUAUGCUAUAAAGUUCAAUCAAGGUCUACUAGACCGAAUUAGUCGUGGUAUAGGUACCCCUAAACGGCCUACACCACCCGACAUUUACAUUUUCGGGCUCGUGGAUGAAGAUGCCAAGAGCAUUGAACCGGGAAAUCUUGAGCGCCAUUGGGAGGUUUUUGCCUUUGAUGGAGCCAUUAAGUACCAACUUGAUUUAGGUAACAAUCGAAGCCUAACGUCGGCUAAAGGCGUACGAUAUUUGGAUAGGAAAUGGUGUAUAAUGGCACCUGAGGCAAAUGUUAUGGACCCGAGCUUGCCAAAAAGUAUAAAUUAUGCAUGUAGCUAUGCAGAUUGCACUAGUCUUGGAUACGGUUCGUCAUGUGGUAGACUUGACGUUGAGAGCAAUGCUUCAUAUGCCUUUAAUAUGUACUAUCAAACUAUGAAUCAACAUAAAGGGUCGUGUGAAAGGUUUCAUAAUUUGUCAGUCAUUACAACAAUUGAUCCAUCUCCUAGUUCUUCAAGCAGGGGCAGCUCUUCUUCUUGUCGAUUUGAGAUAAUGAUUGAUGUGGGAAGGCACCAGUCAAGGUCAAAUCCAGGGACUUCUUCUGCUAUAAAGACCAAACAUUAUUCUCUUAUUUUCUUUGUGCUAGCAUUCGUGGUAGACUACUACAUGUCUCUGACUUAA